GUUGGCUCAGCGUUUGCUUGUAUUUUUCUCUGAUAUUUUGGAUAAACUCAGUGUUAUUUAAUUGUAUCAUCCAUGUUGAAACAAUAAAAUUCAACAAUGACUCUGACUAAAAUGGAGGUGGACACCGUAAAGGGUGAAGGAUUUCGCCCGUACUACAUAACAAAGAUUGAAGAGUUGCAAUUAAUUGUUGCCGAAAAAUCUCAGAAUUUACGCCGUUUGCAAGCUCAACGAAAUGAACUGAACGCCAAGGUGCGUAUGCUGCGUGAAGAACUACAGCUCUUGCAAGAGCAGGGGUCGUAUGUUGGAGAAGUCGUAAAACCUAUGGACAAGAAGAAAGUUCUGGUAAAAGUACAUCCAGAAGGCAAGUUUGUUGUCGAUCUUGACAAAAACGUCGAUAUUAACGAUGUCACUGCCAACUGCCGUGUUGCUCUACGUAAUGAGAGCUAUACUUUACACAAAAUCCUACCAAACAAAGUCGAUCCCUUGGUAUCGUUGAUGAUGGUUGAAAAGGUCCCAGAUUCUACUUAUGAAAUGGUAGGAGGUUUGGACAAACAAAUCAAAGAAAUUAAAGAAGUUAUUGAACUGCCUGUGAAACAUCCUGAGUUAUUUGAUGCUCUUGGUAUCGCCCAACCUAAAGGAGUACUCUUGUAUGGACCGCCAGGUACUGGAAAGACCUUGUUAGCGAGAGCAGUCGCUCACCACACUGAAUGCACAUUCAUCCGUGUUUCUGGUUCAGAGUUGGUGCAAAAAUUCAUUGGUGAAGGUAGUCGUAUGGUACGAGAACUGUUCGUAAUGGCUAGAGAGCAUGCUCCCUCUAUUAUUUUCAUGGACGAGAUUGACUCCAUUGGUUCAUCUCGUAUUGAAUCUGGCAGUGGAGGUGAUUCCGAAGUACAAAGAACCAUGUUGGAGCUGCUGAAUCAGCUUGACGGUUUUGAAGCCACUAAGAACAUUAAAGUCAUCAUGGCGACCAACAGAAUUGACAUCCUUGACCCUGCUUUACUCAGACCUGGGCGUAUUGACAGGAAGAUUGAAUUCCCCCCACCAAAUGAAGAGGCUAGAUUGGAUAUCUUAAAAAUUCAUUCACGGAAAAUGAAUUUGACCAGAGGUAUCAAUCUGCGUAAGAUAGCAGAGUUGAUGCCUGGUGCGUCUGGCGCAGAGGUAAAGGGAGUGUGCACUGAGGCUGGUAUGUACGCCCUCAGGGAGAGAAGGGUGCAUGUCACUCAAGAAGAUUUUGAAAUGGCAGUCGCCAAGGUCAUGCAGAAGGACUCGGAGAAGAAUAUGUCCAUCAAGAAAUUGUGGAAAUAGAUUUAUUUGCUUGCUUAUUAUAUGUAAUUCUCUAAUUAGACUUAUUUCGCUUUU
This is a messenger RNA of Colias croceus (clouded yellow), 1359 nucleotides long. It is a transcript of the gene Rpt6, whose product is annotated as 26S proteasome regulatory subunit 8. Bases 97 to 1305 code for a protein of 402 amino acids. NCBI's taxonomy places the organism in Eukaryota, Metazoa, Arthropoda, Insecta, Lepidoptera, Pieridae. The record is from RefSeq and is a predicted model, not a curated record. Gene Ontology annotation, molecular function: proteasome-activating activity; ATP hydrolysis activity; ATP binding. The transcript has a single exon. Gene Ontology annotation, cellular component: proteasome regulatory particle, base subcomplex. Gene Ontology annotation, biological process: proteasome-mediated ubiquitin-dependent protein catabolic process.